Molecule: messenger RNA, 3768 nt
Organism: Salmo salar (Atlantic salmon)
Lineage: Eukaryota; Metazoa; Chordata; Actinopteri; Salmoniformes; Salmonidae
Product: gap junction alpha-9 protein
Biological process (GO): cell-cell signaling
Cellular component (GO): connexin complex
Molecular function (GO): gap junction channel activity
Source: RefSeq, a predicted model, not a curated record
AACAUUUCUGAGAUCUUUUAUUUCAGCUCAUGAAACAUGGGACCAACACUUGACAUGUUGCAUUUAUAUUUUUGUUCAGUAUAGUUACAUUUGUAAAUUUGAUUAUUAGUAAUAGAAUAUAAACCUUUAAUCUAGUACUCGCGCCCAUCCCUAAUAGACAUCAAUUGCACAUCACACAGAUUGGCAAACUCCUAUUGGUGUUAGUCUACAUAUUGAUAGACAAAAUUACAUACCCAUGUAACUGCACUGUGCAUUGACCAAAGUCAAUUAUCAAAAUCUCAUCGACAUCCAUUCCUUUGGAAAUAAUGAUAGUAUGAUCUGGUUAAAGGAAACCACAAAGAAAGUUGUGUUUUCUGACCAUGACAUGAGACUAUAUGUAGGCUAACACAUACAAUGAUAAUUAAUUUUGUAACUGCUUUAUAAACACGUUUGUAACUGUUUUCAGGUCGAGUUACAGGACCCAGAUUAUGCCAACUCCUGGACAAAAAAAAAACGGACAAAGUUUUGAUUAUUCCCUUAACAUCUGUGGUAACCAGGUUUAGGCUCAAUUUAAAUUGAGGCAGUCAAUUUAGAAGUAAACUGAAAUUGCAAUUCAAUGAUUGAAAAAGGGAAUCUAUUUUUCACUACUUCUCAAUAAACUGAAAAGGAGAAGCUAUUUAUGUAAAAAGUUGUAAAAUGUUCUGAUUUUAAAUUCAACUCACUUCCUGAAUUGACUGACUUCAAUUGCAACAAGCCAGAGUAAUUGAUUUCUUGUAAAUUAAUAAAAAAUAUUGUGUCAACUGCCAGAGACAACUUAAUUACAGAGGGGAAGCACCAGAGUAUGAAAUCGGACAUGACCCAUUGAUUGCAUUACAAGAGUAAAAAACUAUAGAUCUGAAAGAGUUGUGGUACAGUGCCAUAGCGUUAUGUUGUUUGGGGGGAUACCAGAACCAGUAACUGAUUUCAAAAGAAACUCCCAUCACAUUGCCUAUAUAUACCAUGAUCAUCAAACAUCAGAUAAACUGCACCAAACAUCUCUCACGGGGGCUAUGGAGUCUCCAACAGCCUAUAGAAUCUACAGACGGUAGACAAGAGUGAACCUAAUAAGUAGGCCAUCUGUCCAGUACAACACCUUUCCAUGCUUCACUCUUAUAUUCCUGGCUAUACAUUCAAGCCAAACUGGACUGUUCAAAUUUAAGUUCAGCUCGUCCUUUGGGAGAAGCCAAAUAUCUUUUUAACCAAGUAAAAAUUCCACUGUUUCUUUUUAAUUAAGGACAUUAUUUAACUAACCUAUAACCCUGAAUCAAUAAAUGGCAAGCAUGAAUAGGCUGAAACAAUUGCUGUAUGGCUAUGAUUUAUGUUGUACUGUAUUGGUAGAACUCUGAUUAUUGAUUUUAUCUCGCUGAUUGACCAGAAUCUGGCACUGGCAGCUGUCUCAACUGUUCAGUCAUACAUAGUGUACUGUCAGCACUGGCAACCCUGGUAAAAUUUGGGUCACAGAAGUUCAGGUGAUGCGCAUCGACAGAUGUGGAGGGGGCACAAAUGAUUUUUUUAAAGCUUUUUGGUGGCCUCAUCGCGGCUGGAUGACCCUCGGGGAUUCAAAUCACCGGCAGUCUGUCCAUGCUGCUGCAAGGUAAAUGGAAAUGACUCUGUCAUUGAUUUCUCUCAUUGUUUAUAAGUUAAAUCACCAAGGGGAAUGCCUUUAUUUUUGGCAAAGCAGGACUACUGAAAGGAGCAAGAGAGGCAAAUAAUAAACAUGAUAAUCGAUGGCUUGCUUCUUCGUACAUUUUGAUAUCUGCUUUACAAAUAUGUGAUGCUCCAUAUUCAUGAUAAAUUUACAUCUGUCUUCGAUGUACAUUUCCUUUUUUUCCCCUGAUAAAGACACAACGAUGCCCAUGUAAAGAUGGGGGAUUGGAAUUUCCUAGGGGGGAUAUUGGAGGAGGUGCAUAUCCACUCCACUAUGGUGGGAAAGAUCUGGCUCACCAUCCUAUUCAUCUUCCGCAUGCUGGUGUUGGGUGUGGCGGCCGAGGAUGUGUGGAACGAUGAGCAGGCCGACUUCAUCUGCAACACGGAGCAGCCCGGGUGCCGGAACGUCUGCUAUGACCUGGCUUUCCCCAUAUCCCUCAUCCGCUUCUGGGUCCUUCAGGUCAUCUUUGUCUCAUCGCCCUCGCUGGUGUACAUGGGCCAUGCUCUCUACCGCCUCCGAGCCCUGGAGAAGGAGCGGCAGAAAAAGAAGGUCCUGCUGCGUCGCGAGCUAGAGCUGGUGGACGUGGAGAUGGUGGCGGCUCGGAAAACGAUUGAGCGAGAGGUGAGGCAGCUGGAGCAAGGCAAGCUCAACAAGGCUCCGCUGUCGGGGUCCCUGCUGCGCACCUACGUGGCCCACAUCAUUACCCGCUCCGCCGUGGAGGUAGGCUUUAUAACGGGCCAGUACAUCCUCUAUGGCUUCCAGCUCUCCCCUCUCUUCAAGUGCGAGCGUGAGCCUUGCCCCAACGCGGUGGACUGCUUCGUCUCCCGGCCCACAGAGAAGAGUGUCUUCAUGGUCUUUAUGCAAUGCAUUGCUGUAGUCUCCCUCUUCCUAAACAUCUUGGAGAUCAUGCACCUGGGCUACAAGAAGGUCAAGAAGGGCAUCCUGGACUACUAUCCACACCUGCAAGACGAGCUUGACGACUUCUACUCAAGCAAAACCAAGAAAGACUCCGUGGUGCAUCAGACAUGCAUUGCUUCCUCCGGCUGCAAUCCCACCAUGGCCUCCGCGCCCAGUGGCUACAACCUCCUACUGGAGCGGGCCCAGGACGGUCACACCUACCCCUCCCUUAUCAACCCCUCUGCCUUCCUCCCUGUUCAGGGUGAACUGGCUGGUAAACGGAGCGUGGAAGAACUCAAAGAUGCUGCACAUAGCCCGACGGAGCACAACUCCAACUCCAAUAAUACCAGCAGUGACAGUCGCUCACCGCCCUGCGACUCAGUGACCCCGCCAAAGCAGGAGGAGCCAGAGGAGUCUGCACACCUUCCCCCUCACAGCGAGGAGGAAGAGAAGAGGGGGAGCCCAGACUCUCCCAGGCGCCCAAGGGACCCAUCUCACGCCUCCUCCUGCCCGACAUUGCUAGUAGGCGCCGGAAGGAAAACAUGGAGGGUCAAUGCUCCCUCAAAUUGUUCCACAGUGGUGGAGGGCAAAAGCUCAGACACAGAUUCUUAUGGGGGUGCUAAGGCCAGUGGUGGGUACCAAGCCCGGACUGCAUCAAAAUCGGAACCCAAAAUGCGUCCCUCCACCCCAGACUCACUGGGGGACUCAAGUUCAGGGUCACAGCACAGUCCGAGACCACCCUCUUCCAAUCGCCGACAAUCAUCCACAAGCAACGCAAGUAGUAGACGAGCCCCUACAGACUUACAAGUUUGAAUGCUAAGAGUAAAACCUCAUCUUAUAUCCCUCAUCAGACAAAAAAAAAUACUUUAUUUCAAAACACAGGGAUCAGAAGAACAUGACACGAGUUGUGACAUUGGGUUAGGGUUCGGAGGGAGAUCUGUUGCAGUAGUCCAGCAAAAUGGAUAGAUGUGUUUUAUAAGAUGUCACCUCUGUUUAUUGCUUACUGUACUGUUGAUCUUCUAUGUGGUAGUUUAUUUUUGUAUUCACCAGCUUCAAAGCCUCAUACUUUGUGAUGACGUAAGACACAGUAGAUCAAACAUUGGGUGUGGGGACUGGCUAUUGGGAAUAUUGACCUGCUUUUAAAAGUGUUGUGGCUAAGAGAGAAAAACAGUACAGAUCACACAGCAGUGACACCGAAAAAUGCU